Molecule: messenger RNA, 816 nt
Organism: Pieris macdunnoughi
Lineage: Eukaryota; Metazoa; Arthropoda; Insecta; Lepidoptera; Pieridae
Source: the annotation of a GenBank genome assembly
AUGGAUUGUGCUCUAGAUUUGAUGCGAAGACUGCCGCCUCAACAGAUUGAAAAGAAUUUGACCGAUUUGAUCGACCUAGUUCCGAGCUUGUGUGAGGAUUUGUUAUCAUCCGUGGACCAACCUUUAAAGAUAGCACAGGACCGUAGCAACGGAAAAGAUUAUUUGCUGUGUGAUUAUAAUCGAGACGGGGAUUCGUACAGAUCACCAUGGUCCAAUACAUAUGAUCCACCACUUGAAGAUGGGUCAAUGCCCUCUGAGAGAUUAAGAAAGUUAGAAAUAGAAGCUAAUCACGCUUUUGACCAAUACAGAGAAAUGUAUUUUGAGGGUGGUGUAAGUUCUGUGUAUUUGUGGGACAUGGAUCAUGGAUUUGCUGGUGUGAUAUUAAUAAAGAAGGCUGGUGAUGGCUCUCAAAAGAUUAAGGGUUGCUGGGACUCAAUCCAUGUUGUGGAGGUGUUAGAGAAAAGUUCAGGACGUAAUGCUCAUUAUAAGUUGACAUCAACUGCCAUGCUAUGGCUGCAAACCAAUAAAGAAGGCAGUGGAACUAUGAAUCUUGGGGGAAGUCUAACUAGACAGGCUGAGCAAGAUACUGCCGUUAGUGAUGUGACACCACAUAUUGCCAAUAUUGGUAGAAUGGUAGAAGACAUGGAGAACAAAAUACGUAACACACUGAAUGAUAUAUAUUUUGGUAAAACGAAAGAUAUAGUAAACGGUUUGCGUUCAACUGUACCGGCUAAUGUGGCUCGGCAAAAAGCAGCCCUGCAACACGAUCUUGCUGAAGCUCUUCUUCAACGACGCCAAUUGACACGUGCUGACUGA